Glycine soja is the source of this 1740-nucleotide messenger RNA. RefSeq lists its product as uncharacterized. The transcript is spliced from 5 exons. The record is from RefSeq and is a predicted model, not a curated record. NCBI's taxonomy places the organism in Eukaryota, Viridiplantae, Streptophyta, Magnoliopsida, Fabales, Fabaceae. The coding region runs from base 421 to 1173 and encodes 250 amino acids.
AAAGCAGGGAAAUGAAAUAAUUGAAUUGGAGCGGAGCGACAGAGCAUAGAGAGAAAAAAGUUUAUUACAGGAGUGCGAAAGAAAAAGGGGGCACAAAUAUAAAGUUCCAAACAAUCGCCACCCCAAACCAAAGCACUGUUUCUUUCGCUGUGCGGAUUUUCCCUCAAAAUGGCAAUUGCUCGCUAGUCGCCAGCAAGGACACACAAAAACAAACAGAAGAAAAGAAAAAGAAAAUGCAAAACGAGAGUGUGAAUGUGAACGACAAAACACAACAACAACAUCAUCGCAGCUCUUAAAAGAAAAAAAAUCUCAGAGAGGAAGAAGAAGGGGACGAUGCAUUAUUUUUCACUACACGCUUUUGCUCCGAUUGAUUCAGAUUGAGAAAAAAAAAAAGAGCUUAAUCACCGGCGAGAGGCUUUUAUGAUGCUUUGUGGUUCAUUCUGUUUGAAUUUGCGAGAUCGAAUACAGCCAUGGAUUCGCGACUACGAUAGGCUCCAGUCUUUCGCGGUCAUCCUCAUUUACCUUCAGAUUGGAUGCGCGUUAAUUGGAUCUCUGGGAGCAUCGUACAAUGGCUUGUCGCUCAUAAAUCUGGCAAUCGCGUUGUUCGCUUUGGUCGCAAUUGAGAGUAGUAGUCAGAGCCUUGGCCGCACCUACGCUUUUCUUCUCUUCUGUGCCAUCUUGCUCGACAUUUCUUGGUUCAUUCUUUUCUCCAACGAAAUUUGGACCAUUUCUACCAAGGAUUACACAGCAUUUUUCACGUUUUCAGUGAAACUUACCCUGGCCAUGCAAAUUGUUGGUUUUACAGUGAGGCUAUCAUCCUCGUUGUUAUGGAUUCAAAUUUAUAGGUUGGGUGCUUCCUAUGUGGACGCAGCUUCUCGAGUAGCAGAUUCUGACUCGAGGAUUAGUUUUUUGAGUCCCAUGGCACCUGCAGUAGUAAGGCAAUGCUCUAAUUCCAAUGAGAUUCUUGGAGGCUCUAUCUAUGAUCCAUCAUACUACUCAUCCCUAUUUGAAGAUGGUCAAGAAAACAAAUAUUCAUCUGAGAUGCAAAAUCAUGGCACUACCCAGAAUGAGUCAACAUCAUCUGCUGAAGUUUCUCUCAAGUCAACCAUGGGAAGAUCUUUCCAGGCAGCGGAUGAAGAGAAUGGGUUAAUCAUCAAGAAGGAAAUCGUUUGAAAUAGAUCCCCAAAAACAUUCUUCUCACUCCUGUUUUGGUACAAGUUUCUUUUUCAUUAUACAGCAAUCUGUAUGGGAGUGAGUCUUGUACCAUAUGCAAUUUGUUGACAACUUUCUCAUUGUGAACCUUGGCGGAAAGGAGAGGCACAUUGACUGGUACAUCAUAUGACAAGAAUGAUAUCCUGUUUUUCCUUGAAGCAGUACUUGAAUAUGUCUGAAAUUGAGCUAAGGAAGCCAUUCUGGUUACUAGUCAAAAGAUUAGGGUUUCACAUUACCCACAAAUCUGCAAAUGGGCAAGCAGUUUAGCAUACUGCACUCUAGCUUUGCAUGUUGAGUCUAUAGGUGGAAAAGAGGCCUGGGGAUAUAUUAUCUUUUUUCCAGGGUUCUAUUUUUCUUUUUGUUUUUUCUUUUGCAAUGAUUGAUUAGGAGGUCAGUUACUAAGGAAAUACAAGCAAAAUAUUUUUUCCAUUUCAAUUUUUUAUUAAAAAAAAACUAGACCAUGAGUAUAUACGGUAUUAAAGAUGCUUUGAAAUCAUUUAGUGUUCAUAUUGUAAUUGAACUGAGCAA